This is a messenger RNA of Schistosoma intercalatum, 744 nucleotides long. The record is from the annotation of a GenBank genome assembly. NCBI's taxonomy places the organism in Eukaryota, Metazoa, Platyhelminthes, Trematoda, Strigeidida, Schistosomatidae.
AUGAAGAAAUAUUCUUAUUGUUCAUCAAUGAUUUCUUCAUAUUCUUCAAAUCCUACUGAAAUAAGUAUAAGUCAUAAUUUUACAAUUGUAAAUAAAACAAAUAAUUUUUGUAAAGCAAAUCAAUUAUGUUCGGAUUAUGGGAAAACAAUCAAUCGAAUUUCUAAUCUUAUUGGACAAAAUUUUAUGUUUGCUAUAAGAUAUUCCCCAAAUCAUUCAUUUUGGAUUAACAUGAAUCAAAUGAAUAUUUCACAAAUAGAGAAUUGGAUAGAUGAACAUUCUAAAUCAUAUUUUAUGAAUGAAUCCGAAUCAAAUUUCCCUUCUUAUAAAAAUCAAACUAUGUAUGAUGGUAAAUAUACUGCAUAUUAUAAUCAUUUAGAUCAUAAAUUACAAACUACUUUAUUAAAUAGAACUGAUGAAAUUGAUGUAAUUUGUGAAAUAGAAAAAAAUACAAAUCAUGAUCAAAAUCAUUUUAUUCAACUAAAACAAUUUCAAAAGUGUUUGAAUGUAAAUACUGAAGUGUUAUUUUCACCAAAUAAAGAUUUUGAUGGCUGUUAUUCACAAAAUAUUGUGUCAAGUUUACAAUAUUGUGCUUACAGUUGUGCAACGGAUGAAUACUGUACACGUUUCUAUUAUAAUAAUUUAACAAAGGAUUGCAUUAUUACACAAUAUAUCGUAUCUCUAAUUCCAACUUAUGCAAAUAGAACAAACGGAUGGGAUUGUUAUUCAUUGAAUGUUAAUAAAUAA